AUGUCUACCCCCGAGGAGUCCCCCGCCCAGCGCGCCGCCCGCCUGCGACGUGAACGCCGCGAGGCGAAAAUCAAGGAAGGAGGAUCAGCUCGCCUGGACAAGAUCACUAGCCUCAGCGGCCGUACUCCGCAGUCAGUAGUACGCGAAGAAGCUUCACCAUCUCCCCAGCUCGCAGUCUCGCCAUCCCCGUCUCCAGUACCACAAAACCGGCCACCACCAGCUCCUCAACCAGAUAUGCCGUCCGAUUCUGAAUCCCUCCAAGCCCAGCAGGAGGCUUUCCGUGCCAUGUUGCGACAGGUGGCCCCCGGCCAAGGACAACAAAAUGAUGUGGAGGACCCCACGCUGAAGCUUCUGGAGAACCUCCUGGGUGCCAUGCCCGGCAGCACAAAUGCACCCCCACCCGGUGCUCCAGAUGCCCCGGGAGCCCCGGGUGCUAUGCCUGCACAGCCGCAGCCAGGUCUCUCGCCAGCCGCCAUCGCAUCCGCACUCGGUGUGCCACCAUUUAUCGCCAACAUGCUCGGUGGAGCAUCUCAACCACCGACUGAGCAGGAGCAGAAGGCUGUCCGGACAUGGAAGGCUUUGCAUGCUAUUUUCGCGCUCGGAGUGGCCAUGUACCUCCUGUUCACCAUUGGGACAUCGGUUGCGACGUUCGGUAGCCCGCCACCAAAGCCGGCUACUGCCCAAAACCCGUUUUUGAUCUUCGUUACUGGCGAGAUGGUUCUUACUGGAGGGCGAGUGUUAUUCGGUGGGAAACAAGCGGGGCUUGGGAUGGUGGUACAGCUAUUCAGAGACAUUAUUCGAGAUGGGAGUCUCGUGCUGUUUGCGCUCGGCCUGGGUACUUGGUACAACCGGGAGUGGCAGGGUGUUGGUAAUUAG
This is a messenger RNA of Penicillium daleae, 876 nucleotides long. RefSeq lists its product as uncharacterized. Bases 1 to 876 code for a protein of 291 amino acids. NCBI's taxonomy places the organism in Eukaryota, Fungi, Ascomycota, Eurotiomycetes, Eurotiales, Aspergillaceae. Gene Ontology annotation, biological process: retrograde vesicle-mediated transport, Golgi to endoplasmic reticulum. The transcript has 2 exons. The record is from RefSeq and is a predicted model, not a curated record.